Phyllotreta striolata is the source of this 2490-nucleotide messenger RNA. Lineage: Eukaryota; Metazoa; Arthropoda; Insecta; Coleoptera; Chrysomelidae. The record is from the annotation of a GenBank genome assembly.
GGCUUAAUUUUUUUUUAUUUAUCUAGUUUGUUGUUUAUAGCUCUGACAUUUUGUUGUCUAUAAAUGACAAAUCUAAUGUUAGUUUUUUAAUUCGAGUUUGUUAUAAUUGAUUUUAAAUAUUACAUUUAAUAGAAAAUAAGAAACAAGAGGAUUAUCUUUAAUUUUGUUUUUUCCAUAUUGCAAUAACAUGGAGCAGAACCGUUCCGAAAAUACGUCCAGUCAACAACAAAACGUCCACUUGCACAUGCACCACAUGUGCAGCUGCCAAGGGAAUGUAUACCCUACCUAUUACCCGGCCGUGGGCUACCGGACUCCGGUGCCUUCGCUGCUGACUUACCCGCCGCCGCCGGUGCCUCGGCCCUACCUGCAGCACUACCAGUACACCCAAUACAACAUGGGCAACCAGUACUCUGUGCCAAUCAGUCACGUCGCCAGUACGCCCCCGAUAUACGGCUCGUCCGUCAGCAGUACUGAUGUCAUUAUCAACGCCGUGACUAGGGAAAGGAGAGAAAAGGCCGGCUCGCUAGACGAAAACAACGAUGCAGAGCAUUUGAACGAGAUUUCUAAUUGCGAUUACGGCCAGGUGUCGCCGCCCAAUAAAGACAUUCAGCUGACGGAGAACACAGAGACUAUAACUCCGGAAAAUUUCGUUAAAUUUCUUGAGCGCAGCUGCUUGACUGCCGAGCAAAUCGCCUACAGAAACAGGAAUCGGCCGUGCUUUCGAAACAUCCAGAAUUUGUGCAUUCGUACUCGAUCUGAGAUACUGAAACCGUGCACUACAAUUUCGAACAUACAUUCCCAAGGCAUUCCUUGGGCAACGAAGGAUUUCAUUUACGCCUUUGUGCGUCUCACGAAUUGCUGGCAUAUCUUGAAGGGAUACUGGGAGAAUAGAGACGGUGCCAGCUUGGGAAAAAUCGAAAAGGAAUUGACUCCGGAAUUUCGGGCAUGCUACGUUAGGUGGGAAAAGGAAACGAUGGAGCUGGCAGCCCAAUUGACCAGAGUAUUUUACAAUUUAGACACUAAUCUAGUGACACCGCAGGUAAUAAAAACACCGACAUCGACUGAAUGCAUUGGUAAGAAAGUUUCCACGUUAGAGAACGUUACAACAUCGACUUUGACGAACAUAUCUAUAAACAAUUUCCGUUCAAAGAACGUGAGAGGAAUCAUCCGUUUGCCGGUUACUUCGACGGCCGAAACCGUGGAUCAGGCCAAUCAAACUUACGCCGGGGACUUUUCCGCUAACAAGGAAGAGGGAAGCUUCGAUUCCGAAGAAGACCGAAAGCCUGGAAGCUACAACGUUCCGAAACGAGACAGCUACGACGGCGGUGGCACCGUCCCCAGCCCAAGAGCCAUCGAAUUCUUGGAGACCGCUCAAAAUAUCAACAAAGCUCAAACGGCCAACGACAGAUAUUGGGGUAACGUGAGCGUUAGCGGCGCUAAAAAACCCGGCGAUACCAAAAUCCUGCAAGACAUCGCCUCCGAAGCUGAAAUCGAUCAACAGAAUUUAUCGUCGCACUUGAGCGUCCACGAGUGGUUGUUGAGCAGCAAUUUUUCGGAUUUCGGGGAGCAUUCGCCGAUAUCGUCAUCCACUCAUGACAUGAGAUCGUUUUUCGUGGACGCGUCUACCUUUUACGAAUCGCUGCCGCAAUUGGACGGGGACAUCCAGAAGACGUCGCCCAUCAAAGUUUUGCAGCGCGGAAAGUGCGCCAGAAACGAGAAGGAGACCUUUCCCAAUGGAUUUGUGCCGCCUAAAGAUUUGAUUUUAGACGGAGCUGUGAGGAAUUUUAGGAAAGUACAGAAGAUGAAUAUUGAUGGAAUAUACGAAAACGACGAUGGUAUAACUGACACAGGUGUGGCGGUUUUAGAGGAAUUACUGAACGAAUUGAGGCAAUAUGAUAUAUUAGAAGGGCUCGAUGCCGCUGACAAGACUUACUACGCUCCUAUAAUCGAUUUAGACGUUAUUGUAAAUAAACUCAAGACUGAAGAAUAUUCAUUAGUAAACGAAGUUAUCCGCGAUUUAAAGUAUCUUAUAAACUAUUUUAACGCAUUUGCUGAUAAUUUUACAAACGUGGAUAAUAAAAAACGGGAAUUGGUGUUGUUUAUAACCGAAUUGUUUUCCCUCAAGUUGCGCGAUUUUCUCGUCGAGAAUUUUCCCGGAUACGAUUUUAGUGAAAUAGACGGAGACGUCCUACAAGUGGUUGGACAAUUAAAAUUGAAGAUGCCGAAAUUUAGUGAGGAAGAGCAAUUUUGUAAGUGAAGUAAAAAAAAAUAACGGGAAAAAUGAGGUGUGCGGAUCGAUUUUGCGGGAUAAAUUCAGCCUCAUACUUUACAAAUUGUUGUAUUGUUGGAAAGUAAUUGUAAUAGUAGUAACGCUUGCUAUAACUAAAAAAACGUGUAAUUUAUUCGCCUAAUCAUCGACUAAUAUAAGUUUCAAAAAUUACUGUAUCAAAACCUAAAAAAGUGGUGUUCGUAAUAAAUAAUUGUUUCGUU